This is a messenger RNA of Fulvia fulva, 666 nucleotides long. RefSeq lists its product as uncharacterized. Lineage: Eukaryota; Fungi; Ascomycota; Dothideomycetes; Mycosphaerellales; Mycosphaerellaceae. The transcript has a single exon. Bases 1 to 666 code for a protein of 221 amino acids. The record is from RefSeq and is a predicted model, not a curated record.
AUGCCACGGAAUAUGCUCUUCAACUUGCCCUCCGAGAUAAGGAAUCAGAUCUACCAUUACCUAGUGGUCGAACAUGACCCGAUAGACCUGCUGAGGCUCACCUGGAGAAAGGAUAUGACAGGCUAUGGAAUAUCGAUGAUCCCGGAACCCGCAUUGGCAAGAACUUGCAAAGCUCUCAGAGUCGAAGUCCUGUCACUUUACCUCUCGGACAAGACGUUCAAUGUUGGUAUUGGCGCCCAUGUGCUAAGCAUGAACGAGACCACCCAUGCGCUGUCGCGUUGGUUCAGUAGACUGGGCACCAAUGCACGUUUCCUUCGACAUGUCGAGCUGGACGUCAACUGCGAGAUAUUGGGCCCUAAGAACGCAGCAUACUCUCUGAGGGACUUCUGGGAGAUCCUACACCUAUCUAUCCGAACCAGCAGACAUGACCUCGAGAUCGAACUCAAAGGAGAUCCACUGGUCGGCGAGCUUUGCGUGUGCGAGGCCAAACGACAAGCAGGGCUAAUAAGGACGUCCAAGAAUGCACGAGCUUUCGAUGUUCUAACCGCAGCAAGCCAGCUGUACCUCACCACGACCGAAUACGGCGAAUGCGAUCAGUGUCAGCGGCCUCGUCUGACAGAGGCUAGAAAGGUGAAUGGCUCCAUCUAUAUUUCAGAUAUCGAGUGA